Microthlaspi erraticum is the source of this 2856-nucleotide messenger RNA. NCBI's taxonomy places the organism in Eukaryota, Viridiplantae, Streptophyta, Magnoliopsida, Brassicales, Brassicaceae. The record is from the annotation of a GenBank genome assembly.
AUGAGCUCUCUAGUUUCAGAUAUGGAGAAGAGUUCCUUACUCUAUUUUGGGUACUCGUGGAGAAGUAAGAAGAAGAGAUCUCUGAUGAAACGAGUUACGUCGCCAGAAGCUUUGACCAGUGCUCGUAAGGAAGAGGAAGAAGAGAGCGUCGCGAAGUCUCGGCCUGUGAUGUUGAAUGUCUAUUCUAGGAGAAGGAAGAAGCAACCGAGAGCUGAUGAUGAUAACGAAGACUCAUCUGUUGAUAGGAAUCCGAAGAGGAUGAAGACAUUGGAGGAGGAGUCGAGAGAUGAUAAGAAAGAAGAAGAAGAUGAGGAUGACUGUACAUUGAGUCAUUGGAUUAGUGAGAAGAAGAAAGCCAAAGAAGCUGCUGAGGUUAAACCUGAGAGGGUAACGGCAAUGUGUUGCUUUGUGAGAGCGGAACGUUUUGAAGAUGAGAAUAAGAGCUCUGAAGUCGCCAGUACAAGUAAAAAGAGAGUGAGACGACGCAAAGUGAUACUUGAUGAUGAGGAAUGGGAUGAAGAAUCUGAGCUGAAGAAGUCUAAGACCAAGGCAACAACAUCUUCUCGAAGAAGACGCUCUGAGAGAGGCUCCAAGAGUCCAGAAAACGUCACGGAUGUUGUUAGUUGUUCUCGCUCGCAUUCUUCGGCUUCAGAAGUCUCUGAUUCUCUUCUGAAAACCAAUGACUGCACGAGCAUGAAAACUACUUCAAAGGAGUCUAAGAAGCGUCGUGCGUUUUGCCAUCAGUGCUUGAAAAGGGAAAAUGUAAUUCUCAUCAUUUGCAGUGAAUGUGAAGAGACUAUGUAUUGUGUUCAGUGUAUCAAGAAAUGGUAUCCAAAUCUAUCUGAGGAUGAUGUCGUUGAGAAAUGUCCUUUCUGCUGCAAAAACUGUAACUGCAGCAGAUGCUUGCAUUUGAACGGUUUAAUACAGACAUCGAAGAGAGAGCUCGCGAAUGCUGAAAGACGCGACCAACUCCAGUACUUGAUUGCGUUGAUGCUUCCGUUUCUGAAUAAGUUCUCCGAAUCACAGAGUCAAGAGAUUGAAACUGAGGCAAAGAUUCAAGGAUUAUUGCCUUCUGAAGUUGAAGUUACUCAAGCUAUAAGCUACAGUGACGAACGUGUUUACUGUAAUCACUGUGAGACUUCAAUCGUUGACUUGCAUCGAAGCUGCUCAAAGUGCUCUUACGAGCUUUGUUUGAGAUGCUGUCAAGAGCUUCGUGAAGGGACUUUCUCACAACACCCUGAGAUUAAGUUUCAGUAUGUUGAUAAAGGAUACAGAUACAUGCAUGGUUACAACGUGGACUUUCUUGCUCUUGACGACGACGAGGAAGAAGAAGAAGCUAAACCAUUAUCCUGGGAAGCCAAUUCUAAUGGAAGCAUAACUUGUCCACCAGAAGAGCUCGGUGGUUGUGGUGGUGAUUGUAUCUUGGAGCUUAAACGGAUCAUACCGGUGACGAGGAUGGCAGAUUUGGAGCAAAAGGCAGAGACUUUCUUGGCUUCUUACGAUAAGAGCCCUAGAGUGUCAAACUGUAGCUGCUCUUCUGACUCCAUGGAGCCUGACAAGAAGAGAAAAGUAGCUUCGAGGACAGGAUCCAACGACAACUACCUCUUCUGUCCUGCAUCUCUCGACGUCUUGAAGAAAGAAGAGCUUCUUCAUUUUCAAGAACACUGGUCAAAAGGUGAGCCGGUGAUCGUCAGAAACGCUCUUGAAACCACACCUGGUUUAAGCUGGGAGCCGAUGGUUAUGUGGCGAGCUCUAUGCGAAAACGUGGACUCAUCAACAGCAGCGGCAGCGAGUGGCUCCAAGAUGUCACAAGUUGUUAAAGCGAUUGAUUGUUUAGCCAACUGUGAGGUGGAGAUCAACACUCGUCACUUCUUUGAAGGUUAUACCAAAGGAAGAACGUAUGAGAACUUUUGGCCUCAGAUGUUGAAGCUUAAAGACUGGCCUCCUUCUGAUAAGUUUGAAGAUCUGUUGCCUCGUCACUGCGACGAGUUUAUCUCUGCGUUGCCUUUCCAAGAAUACAGCGAUCCGAGAACCGGGAUUCUCAACAUUGCAGCAAAGCUCCCUGAAACACUUAUCAAACCGGAUUUGGGUCCGAAGACUUAUAUUGCCUAUGGGGUUCAAGAUGAGCUCGGUAGAGGCGAUUCCGUGACUAAGCUUCACUGUGAUAUGUCAGACGCGGUGAAUCUUCUGACGCAUACUGCUGAAGUAACGUUGAGUCAAGAACAGAUAUCUGCAGUCAAAGAUAUAAAACAGAGACACAGAGAACAGAACAAGCUUGAAGAAGAACAGGGCGGUGAAGAUAGCGUUAGCCAAGAGGAAGAAGAGUUGAACAUGCCAGAGGUUCUAAGCAAUGGAAAUGAGCAGAGCCGUGAAGAAACGGGAAGUGCUCUUUGGGACAUAUUUAGGAGAGAAGACGUUCCCAAGUUAGAAGAGUAUCUAAGAAAGCAUUGCAGUGAGUUUAGGCACACUUAUUGUUGUAAAGUCACAAAGCUUUAUCAUCCAAUUCAUGACCAAUCAUGCUAUUUAACCGUAGAGCACAAGAGAAAACUCAAGGCGGAAUUUGGGAUUGAGCCGUGGACAUUUGUGCAAAAGCUAGGAGAAGCUGUGUUUAUUCCUGCGGGAUGUCCUCAUCAAGUCCGGAAUCUAAAGUCAUGUACAAAAGUGGCGGUUGAUUUUGUGUCUCCGGAGAACAUCAAUGAGUGUCUGCGUCUGACUGAAGAGUUUCGCCAACUUCCUAAGAACCAUAAGGCCAGAGAGGACAAACUUGAGAUAAAGAAGAUGGUAAUCUAUGCGAUCGAGGAAGCUCUCAAAGAACAUGAGACAUUAUCAGAAGAGACCAAACCGAUGCUCCAGUAG